AUGGGCUCUGCAGUGCGUCACUUUAACCUCUACACCACCGAGGAUUUGCUGAUAAUGAAUGGUUUGAGUAGAAUAUAUAUAGCAACAACCCUAACCCUAACCCUAACCCUAACCAUUACUUUGUGUACGAAUCAUUAAUCUGUCAACGUCAGUUUGGCAGAUGGAAAUAAGUGUUGACCCAGCAAAAAUUGCAUGCGCUGGCACUUGUUGAAUUAAGUUUAAAGCUACAACAACUCCAUUAAGCUUUUUUUUUUUGGCGGUGGUAGAGCUGAUUUCUCAUCUACCUAUGUAUAGUCAAACCCUAUUAAUACGGACACUGAGGGGACCAUAGAAAGUGUCAGUAUUAACGGGGUGUCAGUAUUAGAUGGGUUAAAUUUAGAGAAAAUGACUAAGGGCUUUCUUUUCCCUUGCCAGGGACAAAGCAAACUGUCCGUAAUUUAUGUAAUGAGAUGUCCAUAUUAAACGGGUGUCCGUAAGGCGGGGUUUGACUGUAAAAUAAAGCAGAAGACCUCGGACAGUUAUAUCUGAAUUGGAACACGUGUUCUACACACAACGCAGGCCCCGGUUGUUCAAACGUUUUUUAGCAUUUUCCACUAGAUAAAUCACUAUCCAAAAGAUAAGUAUUAGGGAAACCAACUGCACUAUUCACCCGACAGAGAUUUAUAAGAUGAAGAGCAUUUUCCACCUUUUGAACAACCAGGGGCCAGGACCUGAGCAUGCCAAUCGCAUCGCACAAUUCUAACUAGCGCCGCUUCUAGGUUUAUAAGUAUUUUAUUCAUCAGUUACCCGAGCGGGCGUUUAAUUAAUUCAGUUAGCACUCAUUAAAAUGACCGUUUACGAUUACAUGUUAUUCAUUUGAUCGAUUCCCUUGCAUUUUUAGUGAAUAAGUGCUAAAUGUUAACCAAAAAUAGAUGUAAAAAAAACAGCUCAUUGAACGUUUUUUUUCUUUUCAGUAACAACUGUUUUACCUAGGAUAUAAUAAGUCUUCAAUGUUCUUUUCAGAUAACUUCUAAUAUUAUUCUUUGUUUAUUCUACCAUCAGAUGCCCUGUUCCAUGAGAAUCAUGCUGUCGGUAUUCAUCUUCCUCUUUAGUUUUUCAGGUAUGAACGUGAAAUUCAUGCUCACUCGCUCUGGUAAAUGUAUAUUUUUUCCAAUAAAACAAUUGGUUAGUUCGAUUACACCCCAUCAUUUAUUUACUUAUUUUAAACAUUUUUCUGAAAGGAAGUUGACAGAAAUUCGAUAACCAAAGGAUAUUGCAGAAGCAAAACAUAACUUAAAAUGAAAUGACAAGUGUGGAGAAAAGAACCCAGAAAAAAUUCUUGAAUAUUAUUGACGUUGAUUUUGGACUGAUUUGGAACUAUUUAAACACAUCUUUAGUCGAGCUUGCAUUAGCUGUGAGACUUAAAAAAUACAAGCGUUUCUUUUCUUUUCCUUUUUUUCCUAGCGGAGACCUAGAGGAUAAGGAUUGUGACUACUUUCAUCGUAUACAAAUGAGUUUCGUGAUGAGCAUGCGGUUUAUUAUCGGCGAUGACUAAAAUGACGCACCAAUUUGAUCACGUUUUGGCUGUUUGGAAAUGAUGUAAUUUUCCCCGAUUCGAUGCCAUUGAUUUUCGUGUAAUUAUACCCAUGUAUUAAAAAGUGAAUACCCCGAGGAAAACUCGACCUUCAGUGAAAUAGGAUGUGAGAAAAUAUUAUAUGAGGGGAAAUCCUAUUUUGUUGUGUAUUGAGGCGUUACUUUUCUCAUAAUAUUGAUGCAAUUACUGAAACUCUACGGUUAUAUAGCAGUCUGGUUAUAUAGAUUCAAUGUUGCAACAAUUAAAUACAUACAACAAAGUGAAUCUAGAUUUUCGCAGUUGUUUAGAUGUGAAGUCACGUUGCACUUUAUAAGCAGUUGAGAUAUCAAUGAUUUAACCUUCAACAGAAACUUCUACUGGAAGCAACUUCAACUCCCCCUCUGACGUUACGUAUGUGUCACGGGUGUGUUUAUACGGGUAGCAUUGUACUUGACUAUCACGCACUCUCCUUGCGGCACUUCAUGUCCAUAGAAUAGAAAGGUGCGAAAGAUGUCGAGCUUUUCCGGAACGGGUCUGUCCACGAAUUCUAUAGUUUGAAAGCGUUAAUUACUUUGGAACAAGUGAUUAAUUCAGUGGUCGAAAAAAAGAGCAAUCUUAUCGAGCAAAACUUCGAUAGGCUAACUGGUCGGGUGUUGUAAACUUUCACUGUAUGCAAAUGAGUCUUGUGAUGAGCAUGCAGUUUGUUUUCGGCGAUGAUUGAAAUGAUGCGCUGUCUUUAUCACGUUUCCUUGAUUUUCGUCUAUAUACACAAGCGUUCUAAUUAACUCAAAAAGAAAUCGUCGAAAACGAUAUAAAAAAUAAAUAUCCUGAAGGAUACUCGACCGUCUAUAGAGUAGGAAUUAAUAUCAUUUUAGCGAGCAAAUCCUGUUUCGUGUUGAGUUAAUCGCCCCCUAGACUGAGAGCAGUCUCUUAUUUUUCUUUUGAGACACAGCAGGUCGAGAGCAGAAUUUUACUUUUUCGCUCGCCGCGCGUGCCUGUGAGGAAAGAAGAACAACCAUUCGCGGUCUAAUCGCCUCCUCAUUUCUUAUCUUAUCUCCAAGCAAGUGGGACUCAACGCUACUAGGAGCGUCCUUGUUUGUUACUUAGACUUGAAAAUCGCCGCUCCGAACAGUCGGCUUUUUAGACUACUUAUGAUUAUAAUUAAUCCCAAACAAAAAUCAACGAUAUAAAAGUAACUUGACGUUCCGAUGACUUCAUGUCAUCAUUAUUAAAUUCUAAAGCUAGGACAUUAACAUGGUUUGUGUAUCUCUGUUAAUUUCCUAGCUUUUAAUUUAACAGUGUUGACAAGAAGCAAUCGAAACGUCAAGUUUCUUUAUAUCGUUGGUAUCUCCAAGCAAACGGAAUUCGGGAAAAAGGAAUUAACUGGGCGUGACAAAAUACAGGGAUUCAAUAAAAAAAAAUCCCUCGUUAUCCCCAUUUUAAAUUACUAUUAUUCGUGUUUAUAGGGAAUCUCAUAGUGCACGGUGAAUCUACGUACGGUCCUUGGGGUGAAUGGUCCGAUUGUGAAGUCUCUGAAGGACAAGGCAUGAUGACCAGAACACGGAAAUGUGUAGCGACGAACUGUCCACAAACAGGAGAAUACCGUGAUGAGAUGCGCUGCUUUGUAAAACCUUGCAAUUGUAAAUGUGCAGGUGAGUUCUCGAAUAAGAUUCCAGCUGCAAGCAAGUUACACAAGUCACCCAGCCCCUUCCCCCCGAGGGUAGGUUACUCGACAAACAUUUCUACGGGGAGGCUCCGCACUGAAGUCCUGCCCCCUAACAUCAUUUUACGACUUAAAAUAAAUGUAAAUAACUCGCUGCAAUUUUCUUUUCUGUUUUCAUUAUUUCUGUUAUCUUCUUUAUCGAUACUUUUUUUUUAAAUAUAAUUUUUUUUAUUGCUAGGACCAGAGGAAUCAACUACAUCAAGUGGUAAAUAGUCCUGUGUUCGAUGUUUUAUUAUUAUUAUCAUCAUCAUCACCAUUAUCAUCAUCAUCAUUAUUAUUAGAUUUCUCAGUCAACGUAUUAUUUCCUUACGAUCAUCUUCUAUACUUUAAGCAUCAACAAAACUUUAUGAUUUCUCGUUGACCUUUUCGUUCGCUGACAAAGCGCACUAAGUUUUUGUGUUAGAGAAUUUUCGUAAAUUUCUCACUCCCAACUUUUGUUCUUCAGCAAGUUUCCCAUUAACAACCUUCUUUUUUCUUCCUGUGUUGUAUAGCAACAGAAAAAUUAACCACAGAAGGUUGGUAUUACUUAAUAUUAUACUUUUCGAUUCCUCACUCAAAGUGUCAUAACGUUUUUUUACAAUUUAAGCCCUUUCAACGUAAUGACCUGUCAUUUGACCACAAAGCACCCGUUUGCAUUGCCGUAAUUGCACAGCAUUGGUCACAUAAUAGUUAAUAUUAUUUGCGAUUGAUUUCUCGAAAGCGCAUUCAGGCACUUAAUAACGUUUCGAAAGUGCUCGAUAGUUUUUGUAUCUAAGUGGGCCAUUCAUUUUCCUAACAACCCCUUUGUCUUUGUUUCUGUUUCGCUUGCUGUUAUUAGAUUAACGAUCUCAAUUCUUAAUAAAAAUUUUUUAUGCUUGAAAUUCCCAGCAUUCUUUUCAAUCUACGCGACUUCAGUGACUUCACAGUAAAUAGCGUGAUAUCCAUCAAUUUAAUUGCUAAAAAAAAUUCCUUCUCUGUUCUUUUAAAAAGAACUAAAUGACAAUAGCUUAAAUGACAAUGACCUAAACUGCCGAUCAGAAAUAAAAAUUUAAAGAUAUUAACAUCACAGUCGGAACUUUCAGACAUCUGCAAGUCCAAAAACUGACCUUUCCGUUUACUUAUAGCGCAAAGUACUUGUUUACUUUGCGGUUACUGCAAAGCAAGGGUCAUGUCAUUCAAAUCAUCUAUUUUAAUUUAUUUCUUUGUUAAUUUAAUUGGUUUUACUAUUAAGCCAGUAGCAAAAUGAUUUCCAUGAUACAUGUAUUAUUUUGCCUGAAAAUUCUUUCUUUUUAUUAAUUGCAAGGCUUGUUUAGUCUAACCGAUGCUCAUAAUAAAGAACUGAGAUAAAAUUAAAAAAAUUUUUUGAACAAAUUAAACAUGUUUGUAGAGGUUUUCGAUGGUAAAUAAUCAUGACUGACUUUUUUAUCGGCUUAUUCUUAUCAUUAUUAGACAGCUUUAGAUUCGAGGAUGAGGAAGAGUAAUAGGACAACAUUUAAUUUUUCAAAAGUUCUGUCGCCUUUUCUCUAAAAAUAGACACCGGCCCUGCAAAGCAUCAUUGUACCUUUCUUCAUCACAAAAGUUAGUUCGCUUAUUUCCGUUCAAGGAGUUAAAGCCCUCUCUUGAUCGCUAAAUGAUAAAAUUCCUAACAUUUGAUAACUUGUUUUCGUCACUACGACAUCCGUAGUAGAAUGACGAUGGCUAUCACAUUUUCCCGUCAAAUGACUUUGGUUCGCACGCGCGCGAAACUUAGUAUUGGAAAAAUCUCGUUCUCUGAGUCGUCCUCGUCUUAGAAUCUAAAGCUCUCUAUUAUUAUUGUGGUUGCAGUUUUCCUUUUCCCUUGUAUUAAUUUCUCAGUCAACUUUAUACAAGGCUCAGCAUUUUUAUUAUAAAACCGUUCCUGCCUUACGUUCUAACAAAACGACAUGAUCAAACGUUAUGAAAAUGCGUGUUUUAAAAAAUGUAAUAAUUUUGAGUAUAAGAACAAGCGUGAACUGAAAUAAUUAUUAAAUUCCCCAAGGUUUACAUUUUUUCUUUUUUCUUUUUUUCUCAGUUUUGUUGUUACAUUAUUUAUUUCCUAUUUUUGGCCACUUUUGUUCCGUCUGUCUCUUUUCGCAAUUGAAUAAGGCGACGGAAAAAUCCUUGAAUGAAAUUUUUUUGUAACCAAUUGAUAAUAGCGCACGUUCGAUAUAUUAAAAUUCUAACAUGACUCCGAGGUUUUCUGGUCAUUUUUCUAUCUUUGGCUUAGUUUUCUUUGUGCUCAAGUCUCCUCUGGGAAUUGCCAGACAAUGUAGUGGUAAAAAAAUUGCAGUUUUGACCCUAAAGCCUCGGAGUCAGGUUAGAAUUUUAAUAUAUCGAACCGUCAGCUAUUGAAUAACAUUUAUUUACUCAGUUAUCUUUUUUUAAUGUAAUUUGUUAGUCGAAUCCAGUUAUCCUUAUCAGUAUUUCCAAAAUUUCACUUCUUGUUUCCUACUUAGUACCAGAAGAAUCAACUAUAAGCAAAAGUGGUAAAUAUUCAUGCAAGCUUCUUGUUGUUGACAUUUGUUUUAUUUAGAGUUCUCAAACAUUUUAGAUUUUUCAUUCAUCUAAUUAUGACAACAUUUUUGGUCUUAUUUAAUUUCAUUUCUCUUUACCUUAACAACCAACAACAUUAUUGACCAUAAUUUAGUUUCGGCUGUUGGCGUAAAUUAAAAAAUUGCCUUUUCUUUUUGUAGGAGGAGAGGAAUUGAGCACAAGUGGUAGAUAUUCAUGUUUAAUUGUUUUCCUUUAUUUUGCUUCCUUGGUAGGUUUUUAUGUUUUAGUUUUUUCUUCGAAAAUAUUCGCAGGGCUUCAAUAACUUGAGAAAAUUUUGCCAACAAAAACUGUUGACUUUCCAAACCUUUUCAUUACUAGUAUCUUUCAAAUCUUCAUUUUUCCUGACUACUUUUUUUUUCUAUAUUGUUUAGCAUCAGAGGAAACAACCACAGAGGGU
Porites lobata is the source of this 6222-nucleotide messenger RNA. The record is from the annotation of a GenBank genome assembly. NCBI's taxonomy places the organism in Eukaryota, Metazoa, Cnidaria, Anthozoa, Scleractinia, Poritidae.